AUUGCCCUGACGUCAUGAGAGUGCUGUUGGAGGUGUCGAAUCCAGUUUUUCCGCGAGCGACGCGAGUCCAACAUUGGUGAAACAGUAAGAAAGGAACAACCUUUGAAAUCGUACACAUCACAGUAUUGUAUCCAACCACCAGAAAAGAAAGAUGCCUUUGGGUGACGAUGGACAUUCUUGGAAGAAGAAAACCUCAGAUGUUAAGGAGAAUUUCGACUUCAAGGAGAUCCUGGGGACGGGGGCUUUCUCUGAGGUGGUCCUAGCGGAAGAGAAGAGGACACAGAAACUGGUGGCCAUCAAAUGCAUCCCUAAGAAAGCCCUGGAAGGCAAAGAGAACAGCAUAGAAAAUGAGAUCGCUGUCCUGCACAAGUUAAAACAUGCCAACAUUGUCUCCCUGGAGGACAUCUUUGAGAGUAAAUCUCACCUCUACCUGGUUAUGCAGCUGGUGUCUGGUGGGGAGCUGUUUGACAGGAUAGUGGAGAAGGGCUUUUACACAGAAAAAGAUGCCAGCAAGCUCAUCCAGCAGAUCCUGGACGCUGUCAAAUACCUCCAUGACAUGGGCAUCGUACACCGCGACCUGAAGCCGGAGAACCUUCUGUACGACAGUAUGGAAGAGGACUCUAAGAUCAUGAUCAGUGACUUUGGCCUGUCGAAGAUCGAGGGAUCUGGAAGUGUCAUGUCCACAGCCUGCGGAACACCAGGAUACGUGGCCCCUGAAGUAUUGGCCCAGAAACCCUACAGCAAGGCGGUGGACUGUUGGUCAAUCGGUGUCAUCGCCUACAUCCUUUUGUGUGGAUACCCUCCGUUCUAUGACGAGAACGACGCCAAGCUUUUUGAGCAGAUUCUGAAGGCUGAAUAUGAGUUUGACUCUCCUUACUGGGACGAUAUCUCUGACUCAGCCAAAGACUUCAUAGUCCACUUGAUGGAGAAGGACCCCAGGAUACGCUACACAUGUGACCAGGCUCUGCAGCACCCCUGGAUCGCUGGUGACACCGCUCUAGAUAAGAACAUCCAUGAGUCUGUCAGUGCUCAGAUCAGGAAGAACUUUGCCAAGAGCAAGUGGAGGCAAGCGUUUAACGCCACGGCGGUGGUGCGUCACAUGAGGCGUCUGCAGCUGGGCACCAGUCAGGAGGCCGCCAGUCAGACCACCUUGCCCAGCCCUCUCAGAGCCCACCUGCUGCUGUCUGAGGCCACAGAAACAGAGGACACCACUGAGUCUCCGUGUGAGGGGGGCUGCUCCCAGAGUGCUGAUGGGGGGGCGGAGCGCGACCACCUCUCCAACUGCACCUACCGCUGCCAUCCAACCAGCCGGGUCUGAUCCCUGCACACCCAGGCCACGCGAGGCCAACCAAUGACUUUCCCAUUUACCUCUGGAGACCAGAGAAAUACAGAGUUGUUCCAGCGACCCGCCACCAGGAGGGGCAGGCAGGUUAUGAAUCCAGGGUGGGGAGGAGGGUCUCGAUGUCACAGAGGAGGUCAUUUGAACGGAUUGGGUGAGAGCGGGGGAUGAGAUGAGAGGGUAGAGGAAAGGAAAGGAGGAGAACAUUGAGAAAGAGGUAUGGUGCCCAGAAUAAUCCUGGCUCAUAUAUUUUGGAAGCGGGACAGAGCUUGGACAGGGUUUUACUCAUCCUUUUAAAAUGUGCGUCUGCUUUUUAUAUCUCUGCAUUUAUGUGCGUGGUGUCUUCUAUCUCCAUUGUCUUUCCACUUUGACAGAAUCCAUGGAUGAUUUCUGCAUGAUGAGGUGACAGGUCCCCUUGCAUGUUGGCGGCAGGUGUUUUAUAGCGUGACGAGUCUAUUGCAAAAUCGUGUAUGGUGGUAAUCAUUAUGUUAGAGUUCCUGUACUGCAGAUACACAUCUUUAUGACCUUAAUGAAUUUAGUCAUUCAGCAUAACAUUUGUAUGGCUUUGUUGUAUCUUCAUAUUCUUUUUAUAUAUAAAUGUAGCCCUAGAAGCAUUCACCUAAUACCACAUCUGGAUAAUCAAUGUGAGAAUACUCCAUCCAUUGGGCUAGUAUACAGUAGACCCAGCAUUUAGCUAGAUCUGUUCUUUCUUAUUUUUUGUCUCAGCAUGGAUGUGUUUCACAACUGUAAGUUUGUGGUUGUGCUCCCACCACAGGCUUGUAACAGAAUAAUGCUUUCUGAUUUGAGCAAAUUCAGCACAGGGACUUCUUCUCUAUGCUGCCUUUAGAACAGUGUCAAAUGUUUAUUUUCUGGUGGCUUUUAGAAAUCUGAAGAUACAUCUCUAUAUCUCUGCACAGUUGAAGGAGCAUUAGCGGCUAUUUCAUUUCUAUCGUUGUAUGUUUGUAUAUAUUUCAAUGUGGCAAUUCUAUCGUUAAAUACAGACUUUCACCUCGGUCCAGAUCUGUCCAGAUCGCUUUUCCAGUUGAGAAGUGUAAUACCCUGGAGAUAGACUUACAUACACAGCCAUUCCUCUUAGUACUAGUUAAUACUUCAUUUUUUCAAGCCUUUGUAUCUGUACAGAGAGAACUUGAAUUAAAGAAUGUAAGUAUACAUCUCAUUGUCUCACCUCAUCAUUUCUUCUCUCUCACUCAUCAUAAUUAAGCAAGAAGGCACAAGUGGGUGUGGUAUACGGCCAAUAUACCGCAGCUAUGGGCUGUUCUUAAGCACGAUGCAACGUGGAGUGCCUGGAUACAGCCCUUAGCCCUGGUAUAUUGGCCAUACAGUAUACCACAAACCCCCGAGGUGCCUUAUUGCUUACCAAGGUAAUUAGAGUAGUAAAAAUAAACCUUUUGUCAUACACAUGAUAUACGGUCUGAUAUACCAUAGCUGUCAGCCAAUCAGCAUUCAGGGCUUGAACCACCCAGUUUAUAAGGUCAUUUAGAACAUUCUUUUGGUUACCUAAAAGAGAAUGCAGGAUUUUAUAUCAAAGAAUUUCACUUUACUCAUUUGUUAUUGUUCCUUUGUUUUUUCAACAGUUCAGUUUGCAUUCAAUCCAUCAUCUUCAUACAUUUACUGUACUCAAAUUAGCUGCCAUAUAAUGCUCGCACUUUUAAUAAACACAUACUGACUUGAUUGAAUUCUCUGAUGAGAAGGGUACAAUGUGUUUAAAUUACCAGUUCAGUCCAGUGGGUUGUAAGCUCCUACUGUAAGUAAGAUUUAGGACUUUUUCACGUUCAUUUCAAUAGCCAAGUGGACAGGACUUGGAUGUGUGGCGACAUGAGACUAGAGGGUAGAGGGACAUCCUCUUUGUCCUCACUCUAGCUAGUCCAACACACAGGCAUUGACUCUACAGACCUACUUGCCAUAGCCUGCAUUGCAUUCAAAGCUAAAUGAUUGACGCAAAUUUGCCUUGACGUUUACUGUUUCAGUGGCUUUUGUGUAGUGUGUUGGCUCUAAAUUCUGAUCAAUGGCUGUGCUGUUCCGCUUGUUGAUAUUGAGCUGUCACAACAUAGACCUUUUGAUUGAGUCUUGCUCUCAAUGUUGUGUACCCAAUGGUCUACUCUGCCCAAUGCCCCGUCAGUUAUUUUUUUAAAGAGACAUUCAUUAAACAAAGAGUAGUGCCAUUUUCAUUAAGGAAUGACUUUCAAGUCAAAUUAGUACAGUGUUAAUGGCUAAUCACUAAAAAGGUGCCCACAUUUGCUUUCAUGAGCUGAGAUUGACAUGUUGGAAACCAAUGAGACUGACUACAUGUUGAGGUCUUCCAGAUAUAGUGGAGGACAGGGACUGAUCUCUUUCUGCUCAGUGAUGUUCUGAAAAUGAAAAGAGAGGCUAACUUCUCCAACCCUAGCUUUCCCCCUGAAUGUAUCGUUUGAUUCCAUGAUUGUUUCCUUUGUUAAACUACGGUAAUAGUGAGUGCCAUUUGUGUGGACACAGACAAGGGCAGUGCAAGUUGUCAUAUCUUCAAGUGUGACUAACAGUCACAAUUGUGAGUAAUUCUUUAAAAUGUAUUAUUGGCUUUAUCUUCUAUUUGAUCUCCACUAAUUUGUUUGGAUAGUGAAGUUGUUUGUGGUAGAGUGAAAAUGUCCCUAGAGUGUGUGAGGGUAGAGUGUCUGAACAAGGGUGGGCAGAUUGGAGGAGGCAGGUAACCCUCUAUGUCCACUGCCCAGGGCUUUAACCCAUUCAUUCUGAUUAGAGAGAAAUAAAGAGAGAGGGAGACUGAGAGAUGAGAAGGAGGGAUAGAGAGAGGUGAAGGAAUAGAAACAGACAGUUCUAGAGGAUAGAGUUAGGCAUAGUUUAGUAGUUUCUUGUAGCCGAAUAGUAGAUGGAGACUAGAGGUAUUUUAGAGAGGACGAUAUUGUCACAUUUGCACAUCACAAGAAGGCAUUCUAGCCUUACCUCAAGUGGUGAACGUUCUGUAUUCAAAAUGUAUAUGAAGGGCUUCACUGUAUCUAAAUAGGUGAUGGUUAUUUGAUGAGUUUACACUGACAUUUGCUUACUCCAAAUUAACAAUCUGAACAAGUCCUUUGAUAAGAAAAGUGUAUUUAGUUAUAUUUUCUGUUCUUUAUGUUUUUUAUUGGAAGUAAAUUAUAUAAAUGAAAAUGUGUAUGCAUAGUGAAGUAUAUAAUAUAGUAUUUUUUUGUAAAAGCUACUAUACUAAUGCAUGGAUGCAAUGCAUCGUGAGCUAUUGAAUAUUAACUGCGGAGUAUUGUUAAGUAUCAAAGCUAAUUAUUUGUACUGUACUUUGAACUGAUUUGUAAACUGAAGGUAUAUUAAAACUACUCUGUCUAUGCA
Oncorhynchus gorbuscha (pink salmon) is the source of this 4690-nucleotide messenger RNA. Its product is annotated as calcium/calmodulin-dependent protein kinase type 1-like. The transcript has 12 exons. The coding region runs from base 152 to 1318 and encodes 388 amino acids. Gene Ontology annotation, molecular function: calcium/calmodulin-dependent protein kinase activity; calmodulin binding; ATP binding. Gene Ontology annotation, cellular component: intracellular anatomical structure. Lineage: Eukaryota; Metazoa; Chordata; Actinopteri; Salmoniformes; Salmonidae. The record is from RefSeq and is a predicted model, not a curated record. Gene Ontology annotation, biological process: peptidyl-serine phosphorylation.